Haliotis rubra (blacklip abalone) is the source of this 1798-nucleotide messenger RNA. RefSeq lists its product as uncharacterized. Lineage: Eukaryota; Metazoa; Mollusca; Gastropoda; Lepetellida; Haliotidae. The record is from RefSeq and is a predicted model, not a curated record. Bases 1 to 1731 code for a protein of 576 amino acids. The transcript has 12 exons.
AUGGCUUUGGGCUUCAUCGUACCGACCCUGGUGUUAGCACUGACACCACCACCACCCAAAAAAUGUGGCGACAUCAGAGACUGGAUGAAAAAAGCAGUUGAAAUUGAAGCCCUGGUGAGACUGGCCGGCAAAUCUGCGGAAGCCAUGCCCGGCAUCUUGGGCAGCAUCAUGUCAUGGUUGCUGGGCUUGUUGUUGAAAACGGUCACAUGGCUCGACCAGAACCUGUGGGCGUACAUCGCCCACAGAACAUCGGCCGGUGUAACAUCUGAACCUACAGAAGAGUUCAUUGAAGAAAAGCCUAAGGUGUUCUUGAGGAAGGCAUUGGGAUCUCUUCGAGAAAAAGUGACGGGAAUCCAGAAGAGGAAGAAAUAUUCUGGACAAAAGCCCAAACAGCCUUUGGUGGACAGUCUUCCUCAUGCCUCUCUGGUGGAUUAUCCUUCUGUUACACCAUCAAUAGUCGCACUAAAGGAAUUGGUUUCUGAUACAUCAAUGGGGGAUGUUGCUUCUAUUAGUUCACAGGACUCACCAGAGGAUUUAUCUUCAGAUAGAUCAGGCUCUCAGAUAACAACACUGGAGGAAACUCAUGAGUGUUUUGAGGACGUAGAGAAGCUUACAGAAGACCUGCAUAUCGUUGAUAAGGAGAAGGACAACAAAAUUAUGCAGCUUAGUCCUCUAUAUACAGCUGAGUGGCAAAACACAUUACGUUACUUGAGCCGGAACAUAGGCAGCCUUUCAAGGUUGCAAGAGCAACAGUCCAGACUUGAUACGACUGAUUAUGAAUGUCAUGACCAUCCGAUGUUCGGGGAUUCUUCUGAGAUACCAACUGACUUCCCAGGUACUGACAUUCAAAGGAAACAAAAACAGAAAGGUCAUGUUCUGCAAAUAAGGCAGUUUCAAGAGGGAAGACUUGGCAGAACGCCUUUGUACGCCAUUCUUGAAAGAAUAAUUGCAGAAGACAAGGCAGCCAUAGCCCAUGAAGGAAUUAUUCUGUCUAUGGAGCAAGGUGAUCGACUUGUCUACGUUAUGGGAACUCCUGUUUUGUGUCCUAAACUACAUCUGGACGCCGCACGAGCAAACACAAUGUGGUGCCACAUAACUAAAGACGGUGAGUUGAUCAACUCACCGUCCCACACACCGUCAUAUCAGGAGAGGCACAGGUUACAGAGGUAUUGGGGGACCUGUUCUUCCACCCCCAUCCCCCUUCCUCCACCCCACUCCACCCUCACCCCAGUAUACAGCACACCUAGAUACUGGGAGACACUCAACAUGGUGCAGGUGGUGAGGGAAAUGUGGUAUUGGCCUGUACUGGAGAUGGGGGUGAGUGAGGCAGGACAGGUGGACAGGGGGCUGUGGGUUUCUAAUCAGCGUCGCUCCUGGUGUGUCUGUGUAGAGAGCUGUGUCGGACACCUGGGAAGUAUCUGUACCACGGUGUACAGGCAGGGUAAGCAGGGCGAGUGUCAGCAGAACACCAUGUCCCGCACUCCCGGCACACAGGCCACCUUCCACUAUGGCCUUGUGCUGGAUGUGGCGAGGGGAAGACUCGCAUUUCUCGACUUGAACAGAGAGAUUGUUUUAGCCAAGUUUGACGAGAUGUUCACGGAAGACCUGUACCCCAUGUUUGGUGUUUCGCCGUUGCCAGAACGCGUCACUGUCAACAUGAAGCUGGUCAACGGUGAGGACAUCGACAUCACUGACACAAAGAAGUCUCUGAUUCACGAUGCGCUGACAUAGAAAACACACAAGACGUGAGACUGUGUGACGUUACAGUGUAACAGAGAGAUUUAUACCAGCUGUUUCA